Molecule: messenger RNA, 2195 nt
Organism: Acromyrmex echinatior (Panamanian leafcutter ant)
Lineage: Eukaryota; Metazoa; Arthropoda; Insecta; Hymenoptera; Formicidae
Product: transmembrane protein 53-like lethal (2) k09913
Molecular function (GO): serine hydrolase activity
Source: RefSeq, a predicted model, not a curated record
UGCGAUGUGUACUUCGUAUUAUAAUAUAAUUUAUUAUAUGUGCAUUCUUUAAUCAUUUCGUUAUGUUUUUCAUAUUAAAUUAUAUCGCGCAUAGAACUGUCUUCUAACGAGAGCGGAUUUUGCUCGUCAUGAGCGCAGAUGCGGAAGUGCGCGCGCGUUCACGCACCCCCGGAGAGAAAAAUAAGAAGAUCCGGUCAUACGGGUGCGUGAACGACACGUGUAACGUGUGUCCAUACAUAUAUAUAUAUAUAUAUAUAUUAUUGCAGUUCGCGUCUCGCGGCGACGUGUUCGAAAAGCGAUUCCGUCUGAUUCCGUUCUGACGUGUCAGACAUAUUCGUUUCGAUCCAAACGAACUUUCGAACGAGGAUUAAAGGUGGGAGUCAAUAAACAAAGAAACACGUCGGAGAUUUGAUAAGGAUUGAUACCGAAAUUCGUCGUAUUGUAAUAGAUAAAUUCGAUAAACGCCUUGCUCUGUGCAGUUUAUCGCCGUCAGACAGUGUCAUACGAGUUUUUGGAUUGUCGAAACUUGAAUUUUAUGCGAGUUUUUGUGAUAAUUAUAUACAGUGUAUGAUAAAUACAUCUGAAUUAUUCAUUAAGAACGCAUACAUCUUUAUAAAUAUUUGUACGUGCGUGUAUAUGCGUGAAUAUAAUGAUGUCCGUUAUUUUGGCAAUUCAAGGCGUAUAACGUUCAGCAGACACAGCAGUUGAGUAAAUGCUCAUUAUUAUUGGUACAUUCUUCUAGAUCUAUCAUGGAUCUAAAGGAAUUUAAUGGAACUCUAUUCCAAUCGUCAGGCAAUAAUUAUAAUGAACGUCACUAAACUAUAGUGUCCGUUGAACGCUCCAUCAGUCAACCAGUCGAUCUCACUCACUGUCAGUUGUCACUCGCGAGUUAGCGGCAGUAAUCGUGAUUACUUCAUUCAAAUAAUAUUUGAGAGAAUUACUUGUCAACAGUCUGAAUGCAAAUCAGUUAGCUAAGUGAAAUUUAAUAUCUUUCGAAACGAUAAAAGAGAGAGAAGAGAGGUGAAAGUUAAAAGAUAAAAUAAUUAUAUGAGAUAUAAUUGACAAACCAAUCCUAAGGGAUCAUUGAUUACAUACAGUCAGCAGAAUCACUAAACUAUUAAACUCAUUCAGUGGUAUCUGACUGAGUGGAAUUUAUAAAGAGAAUCAAUUGGUAUAUGAAAAAGACAGAAGAUCCUUUAUCACAAUGAUAAUUAGAGCUUUAUGCAAUACCUUUUCGGGAAGACAGAUUGGCUUGUGCAUGCAGUCACAGUUAUUAAAACGAAACCCAUACUUGGGUCUUGGACAAUUGACACGAACGAUAUCUUCGCAUCAUGUCUCAAAGAAUAUUGAAUUUCUUACACAAAAUAAUCGUAUUAUCUCAUCUAAAAACAUUGCUCAGACUCUAAAUGUAACAAACAAUCGUCCUUUGUUAGUGAUUCUCACUUGGCUAUUAUCAGAACGACGACAUGUUAUGAAGUUUGUUAAUUUGUAUAUGGAACAAGGUUUUGAUGUGGUGGUAGUAUCUCUUACGCCUUGGCAACUUAUGUGGCCUGCGAAAGGUUCUAGACUAGUGGCAGCCGAUUUGUUAACUUUCUUAAAGCAAAACGAAAGUUACCAACAAAUUCUGUUACAUGGGUUUUCAGUGGGCGGUUACAUGUGGGGUGAAGCUUUGGAUUUGAUACAAAGCAACAAUGACAAGUACAAUACUGUUACUGAUAGAAUUGUUGGACAGGUGUGGGACAGCAUAGCUGAUAUUAGUCAAAUCACAAUUGGUUUCCCUCGUGCGGUAUUUCCGAAAAACAUGAUGCUGCAAUCUAUGUUACGAAAAUACGUAGAAUAUCACAUGAAGACAUUCCACCAGCAAGCGACACAGUAUUAUAUUCGAUCCAGUCAGGUAUUUCAUGCUGCUAACGUACUACGUGUACCAGCAUUAUUAUUUGUAAGCAAAACUGAUCCUGUUGGAGCUGUAACCAGCAAUUUAUCUUUGCGCGACACCUGGGAUUCUUUAGGAAUAAAGACAUACAUGAAGAUAUUCGAAGAGUCGCCGCACGUUUCCCACUUCUAUACGUAUCCUAAAGAAUACGUUGCCGAACUCUACGCAUUUUUACAAAAAUUAAACUUAAUACAAAACGAAGAAAAGAUUAGAGCACGUCUCUAAGUAUCUAAGUAUAAAGUAAAAGUGCGCUAUUCUUUCA